CGAUCUACACGUAACCGUGACCACAGACAGUUUAGUUUUGCUAUUUUUCCUUCUGCUUGUUUAAAUGUGAUAGUAGUGUUCGAAGGAAAGACACUCAAGAAGUAGUUUUGCUCGCGCAACUUCGCUUUUGGUUUUUUAAUAUUAUGUAAAUAAUUAAAAAAUAUGAAUACAAACGUGAGGCAAAGGACAAGACCUGUUUUGACAGCGGGUGGUGCAUCUCAGAAUUCAAUAUUCAGCGAUGAAGACUUCGGUAAAAAACGAUGUCCACCACUCAUUACUGACCGAACUUGGAUCGUGAUUUUUAUAUUGUAUUUAGCUAUAUUCUGCUUGGUACUCUAUAGUGAUUUAAUUAGAUUUCCCGCGCCUGUGUCUGUUGCAUCACUUAAAAAUGUUGAGAAACUUCGAUCAUUUCAAUUUAGCGAAGAACGAGCCCGGAACUUUGUUGUAGAACUCAGCAGCAUCGGUCCAAAACCUACCGGGAGCUACGAAAAUGAAGUUGUUGCUGUUGAUUAUAUCACCAGACAGUUGCAUUACAUAAAAACUCACUCUAAGCCUUUUAAUAAAAUUGAAGUUGAUAUUCAAAAAACCAGUGGGUGCUUUCCCUUGACGUUCAAAGAUGGAAUGGUUUCGUGUUAUCACGAUGUUAAGAAUGUCAUCGCUAAAAUCGGACCUAAUAAAGCCAAUAGUAAAAGCCUUGUGAUAAACUGCCAUUUUGAUUCUGUGCCUACUAGUCCAGGUUCUAGUGAUAAUGUUGUAAGCUGUGCUGUGAUGCUAGAAGUUUUGCUAUCUCUUUCUCAACAUGAUCAGGCUCUUCCAAAUGAAGUUAUAUUCUUAUUCAAUGGAGCAGAAGAAAAUAUACUGCAGGCUGCUCAUGGAUUUAUAACUGAACACCCAUGGGCGAAAUCAGUUGUUGGUUUCGUAAAUAUGGAAGCUUGCGGUGCUGGGGGCAAACAGAUGCUUUUUCAAGCUGACAGGGAAAGAACAUGGUUGUUAAUGGCUUAUGCCAACAAUACACCGUACCCUCAGGGAUCCGUAGUUGCCCAAGAUAUUUUUCAGAAUGGUCUGAUUCCAUCAGAUACAGAUUACAGGAUAUUUGAACAUUUUGGAGAAAUACCGGGGUUGGACUUUGCUUAUGUGAAAAAUGGAUAUGUGUAUCAUACACAAUUCGAUGUGCCUGAAGCAAUAACUGUUGGUGCUAUACAGCAGGCUGGAUUAAAUCUUCUCAACUUGAUCCAUAAUGCUUUAAAUUCCCCUGACAUGACAAGUGUUGAAAAACAAUCGAAGUUGCAGUUAGUGUUCUUUGAUUUCAUGGGAAUCUUUAUGGUGGUUUAUCGAAUUAGCGUGGCAACUGCUAUCAAUUUUCUAAUUCUUAUCCUUUCCUUUGUUGACAUGCUCUACAGAAACCGAAUUUCAGGGAUAUCUUUAAAGACCAGAAUUAAUUUAGUUAUGAAGGCUGCUGCUGUUCAUAUUGGGUCCUUUGUUGGAGCCAUUUUGAUAUGCAUUAUUAUAGCAACCUUUUUGGAUCUUUUCAAUGCUGCUAUGUCAUGGUACAGAUCACCUUAUUUAAUUGUUGGACUCUAUGGCUGUUCCUCUACUGCAGCUAUUAUAUAUUUUCAUAGCUUAGCUGUUAGAAAAGAUGAAAGUUUGAGGACAAAGUGGCUUCAAGAGGAUGUUUAUUUUGAUGCAGCUCGUCUUGUGUGGAUGAUGUUUCUUCUCCUGUUAGAACUAACUAGACUCAAUUCUUCAUUCAUCUGUUGUGCCUGGGUUCUUUUUCCUACUGUGAUACGGGGUCUAUUUGGCAAUAUGUUUAGUCUUGUUGGUUCAAAAGGAACACGUGAAACUCAUUUGCUUGUUCAUAUUUCUAUGCAGCUUAUUCCUUUGUCUUUGUUAUUUUACUGUGUAUGGUCUAUGUACAAUGUCUUUGUCCCAAUAAUGGGUCGCAUUGGUGCAAUGAUUAAUCCUGAUAUACUUGUUGGAGUGUUUACUACUUCACUAGUUUUCUUGUCUACAACCUAUAUGUUCUCUAUGAUCCAAGUUAUGAAAUCUACUCGUAAAGUGAUAACAGUAUUACUGUUCAUCUUUGCUAUCACUUUCUUACUAGUGUCUUUCACUCCACUUGGCUUCCCAUAUUCUGGUGAUAAUGAAGGUCCAGCUCCUAUGAGAUUAUAUGUUUUACAUACUGAACGCACAUUUUACAACAGAAGUGGAAGUGUAACUUCUACAGAUUCUGGUUAUUGGGUUGUUCCUCUUGAUUACAAUGGUCCAAAAAUGUUAAAAUCUUUCAUAGAAGAAACAAAAGAUUUGGAGCCCAUUGAUUGUGAUAAAGAAUUAGCUUGUGGAAUGCCUUUUUAUAUGCCAGUUAUUUCUUUAUUGAGCAUAAGUUACUAUGUGCCUGCUGCAAAACCAAAAAUUCAUGGAAGUCAUAAAUUUGAAAUAGUUUCAAAAGUGUUCUUAAAACCAAAUACCUACAAAGUGACAUUUAGAACACAUGGUCCUGAUCAUCAAACGGUAAUUAUCUCCCCCCGUGCAGGUGUUACAUUGUCCAAAUGGAAUGUGACUAAGGAACCACCACUUCGCAGUUUAGAUUGGGUUGACAGACCAACUUAUUUCAUAUUUUAUUCUUAUGGCGAAUACAAAGAACCAUGGUCAUUUUCAAUUGACUUAACAGUAUCAAAGGAAUACAUAAAAGAUAAUCCUCUCAUUGAUGUCAGUUUUAUCACACACUAUCUUCAUGGCCAUGACCUACUAACGGGCGAUUUUCCGGCAUUUUUGAAGCGAAUACCGUCGUGGACACAUGCGACGCCAUGGACAUGUACUUUAGAUAUGUUCGUCUUUUGACCCUUAUAGUUAAUUAUAGAUAUAGAAUUGAAUUCAUUCUCAUUGUAUAUGAAUUUUCCCAGUCCAAAAUAACAUCAUCAACCAUUAUUUUUUAGUUUUUGUUUUUCAAGUCCAUUAGUCUGCAAAAUGUAUGUUUAUUAAAUUUUAUAUGUUUAUGGUAUUUGUUCUUGUAUCUCACUUUUAACUUAAAGUCAAAAUUUUAAUUUUUAAAAAAAUUAUCUUAUACUGUAUAUUCAUAGUAUCUCUCAUCGCCUUGAGAUUGGAAAAAUGGGCUAUCUUUGAAAAUAUCAGCUGUAAAUUGUUGGUACUACUCUACACUUAUUAUUAUUUGUAAUUCAUAGAGACAGGCUUGAUGCACUAGUAAUUCUGUUGCAUUCAAUAACUUGAUAAGUCACAUUUAUAAAUUAACUUUAAAUUGAGGAUAUUAAUCUUAUUGCAAAUGAGGUUCUUAUUCCAUGUGAAAGCAAGCUCUAAAUUUUUAGCAUCUGGUAAUACUCUUUUCUGCUGAAGUAUGGUGAAUGCAAGUUUAUUAUAAUGGUAUACACUGACAUGAUUGUCUUUUCUUGAUAUUUAAAUUAUGGUAAAGAAUUUUAUUUGUUAAAGUAUCAAACGUAACAUUUUUGUUAUUUAUAUACUUCUCAUUAAUCAGUUCAUAAAUAACUGAUGUCUUUCUGCUUUGUAUUAAGAAGAAGAAAAAAUGCUAACAUAUGAAUAUAUUUUUUUCGCUAAUUGAUUUGUUCUCAAAUACGUAAUGCAAAAAUUAUUACAUUACUUUAUUUUGGUAAUGUAAAGUAAUAUUGUUUAAAUUAUUCAGUUUCCUUGUUUGUUCAAGUUACUUUACGAGGUUAUUUAAUCGUCAAAAAAUUAUUUUUCGCAGAUUAAAAUAUCAGAGAAAUUAAAUUUUCCAAUAAAAAAUCCAACAAUUAAAAAAUAUUAAUAGAAAGUAACAUCUCACAACUUAGGGGCAUAAUUAAGUUUAAUAACUUGGUACAAGGUCUCACAGACCUAACUUAACCAGUCAAGUGGCCAUCAAUCUCUGAAUAAAUUAUUAGAUUUAUGUUCAAUCUUUAUUAUUUUAUUGUGAUGAUACAUUUUGUUAUACUUUUUUAUUGGCUACUUUGUAGAGUAUUUGUUUUAAUAGCUUAAAUUUUAUUGAUUGUUGUUAUUCAUUAGAUGUCAUUGUCUUUUGCAUAAAAUUUUUUUUUUAUGUGCAAUGAAUCAAACAAAUUUUUGAUUGAUUCAUGAGACAAAUGAUUUUUUUAUGUAAUUUUUUAUAUAUUGUGCCAUAAAUACUUAAAACGAUUUCUUUAAAGGAAUUACUAUUGGUUUAAAUAACAAUUGGUGUCAUUGUGCUGCAUUACAAUAAAGUAGAACAUGUCAUUUGCAAAAUUAUGCAAAUGUUUUACAAUUGUAAUUAUGCAAAAUGUUACCAAGAGCACAAAGGCUCUAGGUAACAUGCUGGUCAAAGUGCUUUUUACUGUAUUUAAAUGGAACAAAUGUCUUCUAACUAUAUAUCAUUUGCUCUUUUAUAAAUUGUGUUCUAUUUUAUUGUGAAUGACUACAGUACUUUUAUGUUGUGUACAAUUUAAAAAGUUCUAGAAAUACUUCUUCAAUGGCAUGACAGCCCAGAGUGAGGCCUAGCCAUCUCAGUUCUAGAAAUAAUUUCUCUACUUUUUAUUUGUGAAAAUAUUGAAGUAUAAUUUUAUUAACAUUUAUUAUUUUACAUGAAUGUUCAACUUUUAAGAUGCACUUUAACUUUUCUUUCUUGUUUAAAAUAUAUGCACAUUAAACAAAAGUUAUGAUUAUAGGUGAUUGCAUGUAAGAAAUAUAAUUUGUUUCAUUUUUGUGAUACUCGAUUGAUGCAAUGAAGGUUAUGUUUAAAAAUGUUUUGGCAUUUCGUACUAAAUAGAGAGAUUUAUGUUUCUUGCUAGUUAGCUUGCAUUUUGCCCCAAAAUAUAUUCAAGGUUGGUACCUAGUUACUUCCUGUUAACAAGUUGGUUUCUCUUUCUGCAGUUUAAAAGAGAAUUGCUGAUUUAAUAAAGAAGUCUUUAUGCAA
This is a messenger RNA of Parasteatoda tepidariorum (common house spider), 4894 nucleotides long. RefSeq names its product endoplasmic reticulum metallopeptidase 1. Gene Ontology annotation, biological process: proteolysis. Lineage: Eukaryota; Metazoa; Arthropoda; Arachnida; Araneae; Theridiidae. The record is from RefSeq and is a predicted model, not a curated record. Gene Ontology annotation, molecular function: metalloexopeptidase activity.